AUGUUUACGUAUUUCACGCAUAUACAUGGGAAAGCACAUUGCAAUUGGGGAUUUAGGGUUUUGCUUGUCAGCUACAGCACAACCGGUCUAUCACCAUCUCGACCAAUAUCGUCAUCAUCAUCUCGAGAAGAAGGAACUGUGGAUAUGUCGAGGCAAAUGAACGAUGUAGAGACAGCAACAGCGGAGGAGGAGCAGGUGAUGAGCGAGGUCCACCUGGGAUGCCCGCCUGGCCUAUCCGGGCCGCACAUUUCCCACUUCACCAUUUCUCUUCCAUCUUGUAAAUCUGCUGAUGCUUCUAAAAAUGAAGAUGAAACGGCUUCUAUGAAUCAAACGAUUGGCGUGGACGAAGACGGUGAUCUUGUUCUAAGUAGACGCAACAAACCGUUUUCCCAUUGUCAUAGGUUGACCAUCCGGCACAAUAUCACAUCUUCGAUUCCAAGUGUCGGUUUGCAGGUUUGGAAAGCAGAAUUAGUGUUAUGUGAUUUUGUGUUGCAUAAGAUGUCUACUUCAUCUGAGUAUGAUAGAAUUGUUGCAUUAGAACUUGGUGCUGGAACAGGAUUGGUGGGUAUAUUACUUGCACGUGUUGCAGAGACGGUGUUUCUGACUGACCAUGGUGAUGAAAUCCUUGAAAACUGUGCCAAGAAUGUUGACCUUAAUUCGGGGCUGUUCAACGGUCGAGCUGCUGUUCAAGUACGUGAACUUGAUUGGAUGAGCCCCUGGCCUCCUAGAGUAAGCCCAAGCAAGUCCCCUCUGAAUAAAAGGUACAAAUGGACCCUUUCUGAAGUUGAAGAAGUCCAAGAAGCUUCUUUGCUUGUAGCUGCUGAUGUAAUUUACAGUGAUGACUUGACUGAUGCCUUUUUCAGUGUUUUAGAGAGAUUGAUGUCACUGGGUUCUGAAAAGGUGUUAUACUUGGCAUUGGAAAAGCGCUACAACUUCAGUCUCAGUGAUCUUGAUGUUGUUGCAAAUGGGUAUUCACAUUUCUGUAGUUACCUGAAAGAUGAAAAAGAGUGUGAGGAUUUUGAAAAGCGAUCUGUCCCAUGUUUUGUUGGCAAGCGCAUCAAUAUUGCACAAAUUCCACAGUAUGUGAAGGAGUACGACAGAGGGAAUGAUGUUGAGCUUUGGCAGAUUAAGUACGAGAGACGAAGAUCCUGAAUUAGAUAGACUCCAAUGACAAUGAGACGGAUGUUAUGCAAAGCUUCUACCUGUAAAAGUCCAUUUAUUUUGUUAUUAGGCUUCAA
This is a messenger RNA of Juglans regia (Persian walnut), 1238 nucleotides long. RefSeq names its product methyltransferase-like protein 22. NCBI's taxonomy places the organism in Eukaryota, Viridiplantae, Streptophyta, Magnoliopsida, Fagales, Juglandaceae. Gene Ontology annotation, biological process: protein methylation. The record is from RefSeq and is a predicted model, not a curated record. The transcript has 9 exons. Gene Ontology annotation, molecular function: protein methyltransferase activity. Gene Ontology annotation, cellular component: nucleus. The coding region runs from base 1 to 1152 and encodes 383 amino acids.